CGCACCAGCAGCGGUACCGCCAUGGUGCCUCGGCUCCGACGCCCGCUUUCGCUUUCGCUUCCCGCGGUUCCCCGCCCCGGGCCCCGUUCAUCCGGAGAGCGGCGGCGGCGCUGAGUUAAUGGGCAGCUACCAGAGCCAACAAUCAGAGCCAACAGAUCAGACCCCAGAAGACAAGAGCGGUCCAGGGCCAAGAAUGGAUGAGGGCAGCGUGACGAUUCCCAUCAGUAAAGAUACUUACAAAGUUCUUAAGAAAAGAGAGAACAGUCUACAUCAUCUCGUUCACAAAAAGUUUGCUUGUACAAUGACCUGCACAAAAUGCGCUGCUGAAGUCUACAGAAAAACCUUAAAGCAGGGAAUUCACCUGUCGGUCUGUAAGGAUGAUCUCACAAGACACAAGGCCGAUGCUGUGGUGAAUGCAGCCAAUGAAAACCUAGAGCAUAUCGGAGGUCUUGCUUUAGCUCUUGUGAAUGCCGGAGGGCCAGAAAUAGCAGAGGAAAGCAGAAAUCUUAUUAGAAAAUAUGGAAGAGUCACAACUGGCAACAUAGCAGUGACAGGUGGAGGGAAGCUGCCAUGUAAGAAAAUUAUCCACGCGGUUGGUCCGAGGUGGUACCCAUCCGAGAAGGAUAAAUGUUGCAUUCUACUUGAGGAGGCUGUUGUGAAUGUUCUGAAAUACGCUAGUGAUCCAAAGAACAACAUCAAGUCUGUGGCUAUCCCAGCAAUGAGCUCAGGUCUUUUUGGCUUCCCACUCAACCUGUGCGCUCAAGUGAUUGUGAUGUCUAUAAAGCUAUUUGUUGAGACCAUGCCAAGCUGCCUCAAGGAGAUCCGUCUGGUGAACAUUUGUGAGCAUACGGUAGCAGAAAUAAAAAGGGCCUGUGAGAUGUUUCUGGGUGAAGGCAGCUCACCGCAGGACGCUGUUCCAGCUUCACUAAGCCAGCCUGUACCUGUCAUCAUGCACGGAAAUAUUCGACUGCGUAUCAUAAAAGGACACAUUGAAGAGCAAAGGACUACAGCUAUUGUCAGCUCUGUGUCUUCGGAUGGCAAGUUUUGCUCUCAGAUUUCAACUCCAAUGCUGCAGAAAGCAGGUCCAGCUCUUGAGAAGGAAAUUCUGUCUCAGCUGAAGCAUGUCUUUUAUUAUAAGGAGUUAAUAAUAACAAAAGGGUAUAACCUACCCUGUGAGUUCGUGCUUCACGUCAUAUGGCCGCAAUACAACCACAGGGUGCUACAGAGUGAGCAAUUAAAGGAGGUGGUCAACAAUUGCCUGUGUUUCGUUCGGGAUUAUCCAUCGCCCUCAAUUUCUUUUCCAGAAAAGAACUGGUCAUUAGCGCUGCCUGAGGCUAUGGUGGCAGAGACCAUGAUUGAAGAGGUUUUAGAGUUUGCCAGGAAAAACCCCAAGAAGAAAAUAGAUGUGCAGUUUGUCCUUUGCCCAGAUGACGAUGCUACCUAUCAGGUUUUCCAAGAAAAAAUGAAUUUAGCAGCACGCAAACUGGAGAAAGAGCAGCAUAACAACAGAAGUGAUCAUUUGAGUACAGAGUCAAGCAGUCAAGGCAUAAAGGAGACUACAGAUAAUGAAGUGGCUAUUGAACUUAAGGGGAGGACACAUUUUGCAUUGAAAGCAGCAGAACUGUGGAUCCAAAGUUUGAUACAAACUCAGGAAAGUCACUCUGCUCUUAUUGAAAACAACUUCAUUUUUAGCCUUGGUACAAAGGAAUAUGCGGAACUAUCUCAAAUGAAACAUUCUAGUGUAACUGUGUCAGAAAAAGUGAAAGAUGGGAAAGCAAGCCUGGAAUUCCACGGACCCCCUGAGGCUGUGAUAGAUGCAGUGCUUGCAACUGAAAAACUACUGCUUUUUAUGCAAGAGCAUACUACAGCCAAACAAGAGGAACUGCUGCAAUUAAUGGGCCAACCAGAAGCAGAUCAGCUUUCAAGACACCUUCACACGACAAACACUACUGGACAGUUCCAAAUGUUACAGGAAGACUCGCACCUUCAGGCAUUUAAGGACAGACAGAAAGAGUUUGAAAGAGCUGGGCUUCGCAUCCUUAAGAUUGAAAGAAUACACAAUCCCCUUCUAUCUGCUGCAUUCCAACAAAUGAAAAAAAAUCUAGAAGAAAAAGGAGUUACCUCCAAAAGAACUCACAGGUUAUACCAGCGUGUUCCUGCUCAGUUCUGUAGCUUGGUAUGCCAAACUGGAUUUCACAGAAUAUAUUCUCCACCAGCAGAUCAAAGAUACGGAGCUGGCAUCUACUUUAAAAGGAACCCCAACAGCCUACUUGAGGAUAAAGGGAAGAAGGAAACAGACUCUAAAAUCUACGUGUUUGAGGCUGAUGUAUUAACAGGGUUAUAUACUAAAGGCAAGCAGUCUUACAUUAUGCCACCAGCAGUGGAAGGAGAUGCCAGUACGCUAUAUGACAGCUUAGUAGAUGAUGUAAGGAAUCCUGACAUCUUUGUCAUUUGCAACAGUCUUCAGGCCCUUCCAUAUUAUUUGCUGACUUGCUCCCCGGUGAAGGAGAGGCCCAUGGACCUCUGAGGAAACCAGCAGCUUCCUGAGGAAAAAUUAGUCAGAACUGUAGCUGUUGGGAACCCCCUCCCUCAGAACAAGCUCUAGUACUUAAGAUUUCAAGAGGGUGCUCUGCCUGCUAACACGCUGUGAUCUAAAGGCCUCUUGGCAGCUCUGAAACAGCCUUGAGGAAAAGUAAGCUGAUAACAUUAAGGAGAUUAGAACAAAGCGAUCUCGAAUUAAAAACGAAUGGAAAGCAUCAUAGAAUAGUUUAAAAUACUUUAUAUGCCUUAUAGUAUUCUUAGCACGUGACUAUACAUUAUACAUUUGCAUUUUCUUUCUUUCAUUACACUGUCUUAAUCUAAGGUAUUGCAUAUAGUUUUGAAACCCAAGAAAUCAAGGUUGGUUUGAUUCUUACAUUUGUGAAUGCAUCGUGACGUGUGAAUGCAGCAGGUGAAUGCUGUUUUCCACCUCAGGAUUUGCUGUUCAGUAAAGUUAUGACAAACGUGUGGCAAUUCUUCAAGAUUUCUAACAGCAGCUGUUAUUAGUUUUUAUCAGUUAAGAGAUUUGAAGCAGUACAGAUUCACGUAUUCAAAAUAAAGAGUACAAAUAAUA
This is a messenger RNA of Numida meleagris (helmeted guineafowl), 3112 nucleotides long. RefSeq names its product poly(ADP-ribose) polymerase family member 9 (gene PARP9). Gene Ontology annotation, biological process: negative regulation of gene expression; positive regulation of type II interferon-mediated signaling pathway. Gene Ontology annotation, cellular component: nucleus; cytoplasm. Gene Ontology annotation, molecular function: ubiquitin-like protein ligase binding; transcription corepressor activity; NAD+ poly-ADP-ribosyltransferase activity. The record is from RefSeq and is a predicted model, not a curated record. Bases 119 to 2527 code for a protein of 802 amino acids. NCBI's taxonomy places the organism in Eukaryota, Metazoa, Chordata, Aves, Galliformes, Numididae. The transcript has 10 exons.